UCUUGAUGGUGGUGAACAUGUUGAUAGUGUGAGUGAAUUUCAUAUUGAGGCCAUACCAUCCAUACCUAUUGGUAUGGUUUCACCUCACUGCUACAUGUUGUGUAUCGCAAGGACCAUGUAUCGCCCACUUCUGCAAUCUUGAGCAUGAAGUCCAUACAGCAUUCAUCGAGAUGCAUUCCAUCUGCAUAUCCUCCGAUACGAUACGAUACCACCACAGGCAUCACCACAUAUCGAAACAAGGAUGAUGCAGAUAUCGACAACACUUAAGUCGCCUCAUCCAAAAUGAACGAGCAGUUCAUUUCCUUCAUCUACACUUGUCAGCCACAAUCCACAAAACUCAAGGAGCAAACUCACCCUCACAGCCGGGCCCUGCGCACAAUCAACAGGUGGCCUCGACCACUGGCCCGCUCUGCACUCCCCACACUGUGUCCACGGGCUCUCGCUAUUCCAGCGGCAGCCCUUGUAGUAGAACUCCACCUUGGACUGCUGGAUGUUGAAUCUCGCCUCCAGGGGGGCGUGUCCGGCGCCUGUGAUGGGGAUGGCGAGGUAGAUGUUGGUGUGCAGCUAGACGAAGUAUCCGCCGCUGCCGCUGAUGAGCACGCCGGUUGCGCUCCAGUGGUGGGCGGUGUUGCAGGCUUCUGAUAUGCGGAAGUAGAAGGUUAGGAUGG
Molecule: messenger RNA, 668 nt
Organism: Dothidotthia symphoricarpi CBS 119687
Lineage: Eukaryota; Fungi; Ascomycota; Dothideomycetes; Pleosporales; Dothidotthiaceae
Exons: 1
Coding region: 283-642 (119 amino acids)
Source: RefSeq, a predicted model, not a curated record